Brassica napus (rape) is the source of this 1227-nucleotide messenger RNA. RefSeq names its product structure-specific endonuclease subunit slx1. The transcript is spliced from 4 exons. Gene Ontology annotation, biological process: double-strand break repair via homologous recombination. Gene Ontology annotation, molecular function: crossover junction DNA endonuclease activity; 5'-flap endonuclease activity. Bases 93 to 1181 code for a protein of 362 amino acids. NCBI's taxonomy places the organism in Eukaryota, Viridiplantae, Streptophyta, Magnoliopsida, Brassicales, Brassicaceae. Gene Ontology annotation, cellular component: Slx1-Slx4 complex. The record is from RefSeq and is a predicted model, not a curated record.
UUGACUGAAUAGGCCCACUACCGUCCUUCCGGAUAACGGGAUUUUAGAACUGUAUCGUCUCGUCAACGGUCGAAUUGACGCUGAGAGGAGAGAUGAGAGAGAAAAGGGGCAGAAGAAGAGAUCCAAAUCAGAAAACCCUAGAUCCCGUCGGUGAGGAUGAUGAGUCGCGUGUAGUCACCGGAAAAGAUGGAAAAGGGUUCUUCGCCUGCUACAUCUUGACCUCCCUUAGCCCUCGUCACAAGGGUCACACCUAUAUCGGGUUCACGGUUAACCCAAAGCGGAGAAUAAGGCAGCACAAUGGAGAGAUAAGGAGUGGUGCAUAUAGAACAAAGAAGAAACGUCCUUGGGAAAUGGUCCUCUGUAUCUUUGGUUUCCCUACCAACGUCUCUGCCCUUCAGUUUGAGUGGGCUUGGCAGCAUCCCAGAGAAUCUCGUGCGGUGAGAGAAGCUGCUGCUGCUUUUAAGUCCUUCUCUGGACUUGCACGCAAGAUCAAGCUUGCUUACACAAUGCUAACUCUUCCAGCUUGGAAUAGCUUGAACCUGACAGUCAACUAUUUCUCAUCAAAGUAUGCACAUCACGGCGGUGGUUCUCCAAGUUUGCCUCCUCACAUGAAAGUCCAAGUUUGUGCUAUGGGUGAUCUUCCAUGUUUCACUAAAGGAGACAACAAUUCUCAGCCCGAAGAUGAAGAGAGUACUGAUAGUAAUGAAGAAGAGGAUGAUUAUAGCAGCAACCAAAUCCAGCCUAGGAAUCCAACUACAAUCUCAUUGGAUGACUUUUAUCCGGGUAAAAAAGAUCUUCAUGGUCGACAUUUUGAGAAAGCGAAAGAACCCGAAGCUGUACUUGAUGACAGAUUAGCAAAUUUCACUGGUUUUGGGUUAUUAGAUGAGAGUGAUGAAGAUGAAGAUGAAGUAUCAGGUAGCACUGAAGCUGUGGAGAAAGAACACAGAGUAGCAACUUUCAACGGUUUUAGCUUUGAAAAGAUUGAUGAUGAUGAAGUAUCAUACAUCAAUAUGGGGAAAGAUUGUUGGAGAAGAAGCAACCUUAUCACAUCAACCACUGAAGUUGAAGUGAUAGAUCUGAUGACUCCCUCACCCAGCUGCAGAGUUGGAUCCUCUAUGAAGAGGCCAAGAGUUUCUGAGUUUAUAGAUUUGACAAGGUCUCCUAGUUUCAUAGAGUUGUAAAAUAAUAAUACUACACAAAGUUGUAAUAUUAGAUGUUUUUUUUAAA